Messenger RNA from Dalotia coriaria, 799 nucleotides. It is a transcript of the gene eIF3k, whose product is annotated as eukaryotic translation initiation factor 3 subunit k. The record is from RefSeq and is a predicted model, not a curated record. Gene Ontology annotation, molecular function: ribosome binding; translation initiation factor activity. Gene Ontology annotation, cellular component: cytoplasm; eukaryotic translation initiation factor 3 complex. Lineage: Eukaryota; Metazoa; Arthropoda; Insecta; Coleoptera; Staphylinidae. Gene Ontology annotation, biological process: regulation of translational initiation.
AAUUUUAAUAACCCUCAAGUUUCUUUUCGGCUUUGCCAGUGCGUCAAGCAUUGAAUCUGCGUGAAAACUUACUUCAAACUCAUAAGAAUACUUUUCCUAAGGCAAAAAUGGCAGAAGCUAUGAAGAAGACCGUUGCUGGUAUGCUGAAAGGUAUUGAAAGGUACAACCCGGAUAAUUUAGGAACUCUGGAGCGUUAUGUCGAGAUUCAAGCCAGAGAAAAUGCAUAUGAUCUUGAAGCUAACUUAGCAGUGCUGAAACUGUAUCAGUUCAACCCAAGAAUGUUCAAUAUUGACAUCACUCAACUGAUUCUCCUGAAAGCACUCACAAACUUUCCUCAUUCAGAUUUUAUUCUGUGCAAAUGCUUAUUAAAUGAAGCAAAGCUUGCACAAGAGCCAAUCAACCAAAUCAUUUAUCUUGCACACAUUUUGGAAGAGUGUGACUUCCAGUCAUUCUGGAAGAGAGUAAUGGCUGCUCCAGAAAUGACAUCAAAGAUUGCAGGUUUCCUGGACUCAAUCAGGAAAUUUGUAUGUCAUGUGGUUGGUAUUACUUAUCAGACAAUCGAGCGCGGGCAUUUGUCACAGUUGCUCGGCGAUAUUGACGACAUUACCAUGAAACACUGGAUCAAGAAGUAUGGUUGGAAGGAGGAGGACAAGCUAGUGUUUAUUGCCAACCAGGAUGAAAACAUUAAAACCAAGAAUAUUAAUGAGAAAAUCGAUUUUGAAUCUUCGGGGGCAGUUAUGGCGGCUUCACGCUGAUUCAGUAUUCAAUUUCCUUAAUAAAAUUUUAUAAAACAAGUAAA